GCGUCAAAAUGGCGUCUAAAAAGUCCAAAGAAACCUUUACUGUGAAAAAUGUCAAUAAUGGGCUUAGAAAAAUAUGUAAACCUGUUAUCAGUACAGACGUAAUGGGUAACAGAAAUGUUGAAGUCCGCGCUGUUGGUGCUUGGGUUCAACCAGCAAGCGCUUAUUCAUCAGAAGCGGUGCAUGCAGCCCAUGAAGAACAGGAAAGAAUUCAGAAAAUGCAAGAAGAGAAAAAUGCUAGACUGAAAAGAUUCAGGGAAGACGUCAAACAUAGAGUCAGUAUGCUGGAAAAGGCAAAAAGGCAGCAACAGCAAGACAACACAAUUAAAGCUGUUCAACAUGAACAUAAAGUUGUAAGACAAAGUGCUUUUGGUGAUAUGGCUCAUCGGAAAGAUAGCUGUCUUGUUAGAAAGGAUAAUACUUCAUUGGGAAUGAGGCCAAAGUCAGCUCCAGAUGGGAGAAGACUGCAAGAUGAUGGCACAGAUUAUAGAGCUUUCUGUGAUCAGACAAAUGAGGUUCAUAAACUAACAAACCAAGCAAGAAGACAGUUGGCAAAGAAACAAAUAAUUACUGAUGAUUUCAUGGCAGAUGAUUUACCUGGAGGUGUAUGGAAAGUUUCAAGUACAAGAGAUCACCCUGCUUCCAGAAGUACAGCUGAUCCUGAAGUAUUUGAUAUAGAAGAUAGCGAGUCUUUAGAUUUACAAGAUGAGGAAAAAGAAAAUAUAGAAACAAGUAGGUUGAAGGUUGUCCACUUUGAUAAGGAACCAAGUAAAGGAGAAACAAGAGAAGAGAGGAUUAGCAGAAAAAGUGCAACAACGUGUAAAGGAACACAAGUUAUGAGGAAUGUUCCGAGAGUCAAGCAGGUACCUAAUAUUUACAAUGGGGUUCAGUCUGAGGAAGAAAAAAGACGACAGAAAAGUGAACAUGCAACAUACAGACGACUAUUUAUGGAUUUAGAGAGAGAACAAGUUAAAGAAAAUAUUAGACGUCAGGAACACAGGAAAAGAAUAUUGAAAUUAAAAAAGGAUAAGGAAGAAGAAAGAAAGAUGCAAGAAACUGCAGCAAAGGAUUUAAUAGAACCAAGAGAUCCUCUAACAGGAGAAUCAGCUCUAGAACUAUUAGUACGUGAAAUAGAGGAACAUAAAUAUGUACGCCAAAAAGUACAAGAAAAUGAACAGAGAAUCAGAAAACAGAGAGAAAUGGAAAGAUUUGUGGAAGCAUUAAAACAUCAGUUAAAAGAAAGGAUAGGAAUUAGAGGGAAGCUUCUCCCAGCUAUGUGUUGUUGUGGAGAAACUCUAUGGGAUACAAACCCUGAUACAUGUGCCAAUAAUUGUGUAUUUUAUAAAAAUCAUAAAGCUUAUGCCAAAGCACUGCAAUCAUUGCUAGCAUCAUGUGAAAUAGAUUAGCUGAAAUUUACAAUCCAUAAAAAAUGACAAUAGACAUUAUGCACGAACCUUCAAAAAAAGCAGAUCAAGGUUGAAAGUCCUGAGUUCUUGGAAUUAAGCAAGGGAUAAAGAGUAAUCAAGAAAAGAUGAUAAGAACAUUCUACACAAGCAAGGAACAAUCACUUUAUCUGUAAAUGUUACCAUUCAAAAGCCUGUUAUGUGGAAAGAAUUAUUUUGAUGGAAAUGUAUGCAGUGUGAACAAUAUGAAUACAAUUCAAAAAGACUAUUCAUGAUCCAUAUGUUUAAUUUUAUAUGAAUAUUUCAAAGUAUAAGUACAAUUUUUUUUCAAUAUUUUGAAAUUUAUGUUUUUUAACUUUAGAAGCUUAUUUUUAUUUGAUCCUUUAUGAAAAAAAAAAAUACAUAUAUGGUUCCUCUUUAUUUUAGUAUCUUUACAGCAAUUAUAUGUUUGUUUUAGUUGUUAAAAGUAUCUGUGAUAAAUAUUUUAUAUCAGUAAAAUAUGGAAAUAAAAAAG
Molecule: messenger RNA, 1914 nt
Organism: Mytilus californianus (California mussel)
Lineage: Eukaryota; Metazoa; Mollusca; Bivalvia; Mytilida; Mytilidae
Product: coiled-coil domain-containing protein 15-like
Exons: 11
Coding region: 9-1403 (464 amino acids)
Cellular component (GO): centrosome
Source: RefSeq, a predicted model, not a curated record